Molecule: messenger RNA, 282 nt
Organism: Lactuca virosa
Lineage: Eukaryota; Viridiplantae; Streptophyta; Magnoliopsida; Asterales; Asteraceae
Source: the annotation of a GenBank genome assembly
AUGAGAUACAUUCGCAUGAUAACUCGUUAUGAGGACAAAGAAUAUGUCCUAGACGAGAAGCUUGAAAGGAUCAACCCAGAAGAAGCUACUCCUGAAGAGAUGGCCGCCUUUGAGGCCCACGAGCGUGAUGCAACGAAAGUUCAUUGCAUCAUGUUGGCCACCAUGAACCUCGAACUCCAAAAGUCCUAUGAGGACAUGUAUCCAUAUGAGAUGCACAAGAUUUGCUGGACAGGUACCACCAGAGCGCGAGGCAAGAGCGCUAUGAGAUCAUCACCAACAUGA